Nicotiana attenuata is the source of this 369-nucleotide messenger RNA. Its product is annotated as blue copper protein-like. The record is from RefSeq and is a predicted model, not a curated record. Bases 1 to 369 code for a protein of 122 amino acids. NCBI's taxonomy places the organism in Eukaryota, Viridiplantae, Streptophyta, Magnoliopsida, Solanales, Solanaceae. The transcript is spliced from 2 exons. Gene Ontology annotation, molecular function: electron transfer activity. Gene Ontology annotation, cellular component: plasma membrane.
AUGGCGAUCAAGUUGUUGUGCUUGUUUGUGAUUGUUGUGAGCAUGCUUGUCGCCCCCAGCUUCGCCACAGAACAUAUAGUUGGUGAUUUAGCUGGCUGGGAAUUGUUCGUUGAUUAUAAUGCAUGGGCUAAUGGAAAGGACUUUAAGGUUGGCGAUACACUUAGGGUGUUCAACUAUAAUGGAGCAACACACAACGUCGCUGAAAUCGAUGCCUCAGCCUUUGGCUCUUGCAGUCUGACUGAUAUUUUGUACAGUGAUGAUAGUGGAAAGACUACUUUUACUUUAGAAGCGGCUAAAGAUUACUAUUUCACCUCUUCUAAGCUCAACGACUGCAAUUCAAAUCUUAGAUUGAACGUCAACGUUCAGUAG